Messenger RNA from Boeremia exigua, 1614 nucleotides. RefSeq names its product isocitrate lyase. Gene Ontology annotation, biological process: carboxylic acid metabolic process. Bases 1 to 1614 code for a protein of 537 amino acids. The transcript has 4 exons. Gene Ontology annotation, molecular function: isocitrate lyase activity. The record is from RefSeq and is a predicted model, not a curated record. NCBI's taxonomy places the organism in Eukaryota, Fungi, Ascomycota, Dothideomycetes, Pleosporales, Didymellaceae.
AUGUCUCACGCCGACGCCGAAGAGGCGCAGUAUCAGAAGGAGGUUGAGGAGGUCAAGCAAUGGUGGACCGACUCAAGAUGGAGAUACACAAAGCGCCCAUUCACUGCUGAGCAAAUUGUCGCAAAGCGUGGAACCCUCAAGAUUCAGUAUCCGGGAAACACUUUGUCGAAGAAGCUGUGGAAUACUGUAGAGGGUCGCUUCAAGAACCACGACGUCAGCUAUACAUAUGGGUGUUUGGACCCUGUGAUGGUCACGCAAAUGGCCAAGUACUUGGACACGGUUUACGUUUCUGGCUGGCAAUGCUCCUCGACAGCCUCAUCGACCGACGAGCCUGGACCAGAUCUCGCAGAUUACCCCUACACAACUGUGCCCAACAAGGUGGGGCAUCUGUUCAUGGCACAAGUGUUCCAUGAUCGUAAGCAGCGCGAGGAGCGCAUCACUACCCCUAAAGCCGACCGUGCAAAACUCGUCAGCAUCGAUUACCUGAGACCCAUCAUUGCCGAUGCCGAUACCGGCCACGGAGGUCUGACAGCAAUAAUGAAGCUUACGAAACUGUUCGUUGAGAAGGGUGCUGCCGGAAUUCACAUCGAAGACCAAGCCCCAGGAACAAAGAAAUGUGGACACAUGGCAGGAAAGGUCCUGGUACCGAUAAGUGAACACAUCAAUCGUCUGGUCGCCAUCCGAGCCCAGGCCGAUAUCAUGGGCAGUGACCUCCUGGCCGUUGCUCGCACUGAUUCGGAAGCCGCGACGCUGAUCACAUCAACCAUUGAUCCCCGCGACCACCACUACAUCCUGGGAGUCACAAACCCAGCCAUCCAGCCCCUCAGCGAACUCAUGUAUGCUGCAGAGCAGGCUGGAAAGAGUGGCGCGCAACUGCAAGCGAUUGAGGACGCAUGGACUAAGGAAGCUCACUUGAAGCUCUUCCAGGAAGCUGUUGCUGACACGAUCAACGCGGGCGUCCAUGUCAACAAGCAAGAGCUGAUUGCUCAAUUCAACGAAAAGAGCAAGGGAAAGAGCAACCCCGAGGCACGUGCUAUCGCAAAGGGCUUGACUGGUGUCGACGUCUUCUUCAACUGGGACGCUGCACGAACACGCGAAGGUUACUACAGGUACCAGGGUGGUUGCCAGACUGCCAUCAACCGCGCCAUCGCCUACGCGCCGUAUUGUGAUAUGAUAUGGAUGGAAUCGGCAAAGCCCGACUAUGGUCAAGCUAAGGAAUUUGCUGAUGGUGUUCACGCUGCCUGGCCAGAGCAGAAGCUUGCGUAUAACCUUUCACCUUCGUUCAACUGGAAGAGCGCCAUGCCUCGCGACGAGCAAGAAACUUACAUCCAGCGCCUCGGCGCUCUCGGUUACUGCUGGCAGUUCAUCACCCUCGCCGGAUUACACCAGACUGCUCUCAUGGCCGACACAUUCUCCAAAGCGUACGCCAAGCAGGGCAUGCGUGCUUACGGCGAGAUCAUUCAAGAGCCCGAGGGCGUAAACAAGGUCGAAGUCCUGACACAUCAGAAAUGGAGCGGCGCAAACUACGUCGACAAUCUCUUGAAGAUGGUAUCGGGAGGUGUCAGCUCGACGGCAGCGAUGGGCAAGGGUGUCACUGAAGAUCAAUUCAAGUAG